AAGGCGCGUGCAUUAAAUGCGUGAAAUAUAGUUGAAGCCUAUAAAACUUUGAACAAGAAACCAUGCACGUGAUUGGGCAAUAGUUGUAAAGAGAUCGAACUGUCCCUCCCAAAACAAUGACCAUUGUUCUCAAGUAAUUUAGCUUUUCUUUUCAUUUAAGGCUUUUAUUUUUAUAGUACAAAAUAAAUAGUAAGAAGAAGAAGAACAAGUAAGACAGCUAGCUAUAGCUUCAUGCAAAUGGAUAUGAAUAUCAGCUGAUUAUUGUGGGCGUCCAUUUAUGUAAUCAAUGUGGCCAACGGGUAGUAGUUGAACUACUAUUUAAUGACAAAACUCAUAAAUAAACUUUUUUUAUUAUUUAUUUGCUUUUUUCUUUAGUAGUAUAAAUAUACAAGUUAAUUUUUAUGGUCCUCUUCAUCGAUUGACCAACUAUCUCUAUAGUUCAAGAAAAUUAUGGCUCGUGGGGAGUGGUGGAGAAAUGUUGCAUUGUUAUCAUUGCUUUGUUUUAAUGUUUUUCUAGUGAGUGUGAGUGGGAGGAAUGUUGUUUCUCUUAGGAAGGAUGAUGUUGAAGAGAAGAAGUUCUUAGGUCUUGGGAAGGGAGGAGGGUUUGGUGCUGGAUUUGGUGGCGGUUCUGGUGGUGGUUUUGGAGGUGGAGGUGGAGCUGGUGGUGGUGGUGGUAGUGGUGGAGGAUUCGGAGGUGGUGCUGGUGGUGGUAGUGGCUUUGGAGGUGGGUCUGGGGGAGGAUUUGGUGGCGGUGCUGGUGGAGGUGGAGGUGGAGGUGGUGGUGGUGGUGGUGGAGGAGCUGGUGGAGGUUUUGGUAAGGGUGGUGGAGUUGGAGUUGGAGGUGGUUUUGGUAAAGGUGGGGGAAUUGGUGGUGGUGGAGGUGCUGGCGGUGGUGCUGGUGGAGCUGGUGGAGCUGGUGGUGGCAUUGGAAAAGGUGGUGGAGUUGGAGCUGGAGGUGGUUUUGGUAAAGGUGGGGGAAUUGGUGGUGGUGGAGGUGCUGGCGGUGGUGUCGGUGAAGGUGGAGGUGGUGGAGUUGGUGGCGGCAUUGGAAAAGGGGGUGGAGUAGGAGUUGGAGGUGGUUUUGGAAAAGGUGGUGGUGGUGGUGUUGGUGGAGGCAUUGGAAAGGGUGGUGGAGUUGGUGGAGGCAUCGGAAAGGGUGGUGGCAUAGGAGGAGGACAUGGGAAAGGUAGUGGGAUUGGGGGUGGUAUUGGAGGGGGACACGGAAAAGGAGGAGGAUUUGGUAAAGGUGGCGGAAUUGGAGGCAGUGUUGGAGGGGGACAUGGUAAAGGUGGUGGCUUUGGUGGAGGCAUUGGGAAAGGCGGUGGAAUAGGUAAAGGUGGAGGAGUCGGGGGUGGUAUUGGUAAAGGUGGUGGCUUUGGUGGAGGUAUUGGAAAAGGUGGAGGAGUUGGAGGUGGAAUCGGUAAAGGUGGUGGAGUUGGCAAAGGCGGCGGCUUUGGUGGAGGCAUUGGAAAGGGUGGAGGUGGCGGAGUUGGAGGUGGAAUUGGUAAAGGUGGAGGUGGUGGCAUUGGAGGUGGAAUCGGUAAAGGUGGUGGAGUUGGUGGUGGUAUUGGUAAAGGUGGUGGCUUUGGUGGUGGUAUUGGAAAGGGCGGAGGGGGCGGAAUUGGAGGUGGUAUUGGUAAAGGUGGGGGCGGUGGAAUUGGAGGUGGAAUCGGUAAAGGUGGUGGAAUUGGUGGUGGGAUCGGUAAAGGUGGCGGUUUUGGCGGAGGUAUUGGAAAAGGUGGUGGUGGUGGAAUUGGGGGCGGAUUUGGUAAAGGUGGCGGCUUUGGAGGAGGAGGUGGAUUUGGUAAAGGUGGGGGUAUUGGAGGAGGAGGUGGAUUCGGUAAAGGUGGAGGCUUUGGAGGUGGUGGUGGAUUCGGUAAAGGUGGUGGUUUUGGAGGAGGAAGUGGAUUUGGUGGUGGAGCAGGUGGAGGUGGAGGUGGCGGAUUUGGUGGUGGGUUCGGUGGUGGCGGCGGUGGCGAUAUUGGCCACCACUAAGUUAAAAUUUAAUGUAUUUAUUAGUGAUUGCAUGCCAAAGAUGUGGACAACAAAAUUUGAGAGUUCUAGUACAAUGUCAAUUGUCAUUUUUAAUUUCAUGAUGGAUUUGCAUUUAGUAAUAAUCAAGUUCAACUUAGAUUCUUGUAUUUCUCUUAUUAAUGUAUUUAUACAGAGAAAAGGUGAUGAAGAUAUGUACAAGUUGAUAUCUCUUAAUGAAUGAUUGAUUUAUUUAUUUUUGCA
Cannabis sativa is the source of this 2235-nucleotide messenger RNA. Its product is annotated as glycine-rich cell wall structural protein. The record is from RefSeq and is a predicted model, not a curated record. The coding region runs from base 451 to 1995 and encodes 514 amino acids. Lineage: Eukaryota; Viridiplantae; Streptophyta; Magnoliopsida; Rosales; Cannabaceae. The transcript has a single exon.